Lottia gigantea (owl limpet) is the source of this 465-nucleotide messenger RNA. RefSeq lists its product as hypothetical. The transcript is spliced from 4 exons. The record is from RefSeq and is a predicted model, not a curated record. Gene Ontology annotation, cellular component: mitochondrion; ribosome. Gene Ontology annotation, biological process: translation. The annotation marks the transcript as partial. Gene Ontology annotation, molecular function: structural constituent of ribosome; RNA binding. Lineage: Eukaryota; Metazoa; Mollusca; Gastropoda; Lottiidae.
CAGGUAGAAGUACUGACUGGUUCUGAUAAAGGGAAAAUUGGUACUAUAUCAAGAAUAUAUGAUGAUACAAACCUGUGUAUAGUGAAAGGUUUAAACUUGAAAUUUAAACUUGAAGAAGAAGCGAUAGAUUGUGAAGAGAAACCAUUAUUAGUCACCAGUGAAGUAGCACUGAUAGACCCAGCUGAACAGACUAAGACAGAUGUAGAAUGGAGAUAUACUGCAGACGGAGAGAGAGUUCGUGUAUCGUUAAAAUCGGGACGUAUUAUUCCAUUGUCAGCUACCUAUAAUAACACUGAGUAUGAUGGUGUUGAUAAGGCAGCUUAUAAAGACAGUGAGAAAGAUACACCAGACAAGGAGUUAAGAAAUGUGACCUACAUACCUAAACUAUCAACAUUUGAAGAAGAUAUUAUGCAGGAAAUGGGAAUUGUGGAAACGAGAGUAAGACAGAAAAAAUACUGGUAUUAA